CCUCGAGCGCCGGCUGAGGCCGGUCCGGUCCGGUCCGGUCCGGUCCCCCCCCCGCCGGCCAUGGGCUGCAUCGGCUCCCGGAGCCCCGCAGCAAUUCUGGGGACCACCGUCUGUCUGAGGCUCAGGGACAGAGACUGCUGCUCCUACUAAAGGAUCGUGGAGGCCAACGGGAUGAGGGGGUGAGAUCAGAAGCAGGAUUAAAGAGUUUGAGAUUCAUCCUGCUGAAGUAUCCAGGAUCAGAGGUCCGAGAACCACCCGGAGACCCAAGUGUUCGCGGAUCCCACCUGGCGUGUGGAGUGGAUCGAGCUGCCCCGUGGCCGGGCCCUGACCCCCGUGGGAGCGGCGAGGACCCUGCUGGGCUGGAGCCACCCCUUCCGCCUGCCCUCCUUGGACAGUCAGGACUCGCUCGAGGUGAAUGUUCGAGACACAGUCGAGAUGCUGCCCAAGUCCCGGAGAGCACUAACCAUCCAGGAGAUUGCCGCGCUGGCCCGCUCCUCCCUGCAUGGAAUUUCCCAGGUGGUGAAGGACCACGUGACGAAGCCCACGGCCAUGGCCCAGGGCCGCGUUGCCCAUCUCAUCGAGUGGAAGGGCUGGAGCAAGCCCAGCGACUCUCCCGUCGCCCUUGAAUCUGCCUUCUCCUCCUACUCAGACCUCAGUGAGGGGGAGCAGGAGGCCCGCUUUGCAGCAGGGGUGGCGGAGCAGUUUGCCAUCGCGGAAGCUAAGCUGCGGGCGUGGUCCUCGAUGGACGGUGAGGACUCCGCGGAUGAAUCCUACGACGAGGACUUUGCGGGAGAAGCGGACAGCCUUCCGCCUACAGAGACGGCCGGGCAGCCGGCCCCGGGGCCCCACCUGCAGGACCUCCUCCUCCUCGGCCGGCGCUGCCCCCGGCCCGUGCGGCAGAGUUCCUGCGAGCCCGAGAGCGACUCCUCCCAGACCGUGUCCCCAGAGACCCUGUGCUCCAGCCUGUGCAGCCUGGAGGACGGGCUGCUGGGCUCCCCGGCCCGGCUGGCCCCCGAGCUGCUGAGCCAGGAGCUCCUCCUCUCCAAACUGCCCCCGAGCGGGGAAAGUGCCUUCCGGAGCCUGGGCCCGCUGGAGCGUCGGGACUCGCUCUACUCCGUGUCCUACACGGAGUCCUGCCUCACAGCCGCCGAGGACGAGGCCGCGUCCUGCAAGGACUGCCCCCUGCCACCCCCGCCCGCCGCCGGGAGCUGGGCGCUGCCCAGGAAGGCCUCCGACCUGGCCUCCUCGGGCGUGGUGUCCCUGGAUGAGGACGAGCCCGAGGAGCAGUGACCGCCCCUUCCCCCCGGCUGGUGACGGGCACGCGUCCCCCCGGUCCACGGGACGGCGGAGCCACCCUGGGGGGACGCCCCCUCCUCCGUUGUCUGUUUUGCAUGAAAGUGUUCGGAGAAGGAGGCGGGGGGGACCGUGGCUGGGGUGCGCAUGUCUUGCCCCCACCCCUGGGCUUCGCCGGGGGCCGCCCGGCGCCCACUCUCCGGUCGUGAUCGUCGUGUUCGUCAAACAAAUGAUGUCACACACGCCCUCUCCUCUCCCUCCCCAGAGACGGACGAGUCCCCUCCGGCCCCCUGCCCAUCGGGGGGGGGGGGUGUUGCUGACCGGAUGGGAAUGAGACGGAGGGAAGGGGCCGCUGUCCCUCUUUACCCCGUGUCCUUUUCGGCCCUCGCGCCAUCGCACUCCCCCACCUUCCCCCCGUCCACGUGGGCCCUGCCCCUUGGCCAAACCGGGCCCUGACCUUUGACCCCUGAUUCAGGACUGGCCAAGUGACCCCCCCCCCCCCCUCCUCGGAGCCCCUGGAGUGUAUGUGUGAGGGGGGAAUCUCUCAUUAAGGCGCAUUUAGGCCGGGCUUGGUGGUCCGAGGGGUCAUUUCAUCCCCACCCUGUCUUCUCCAGAUCGUUUUUCCUAAAACAAUGGGAUUUGGAGUGGAAAUACGAUUGAAUGAAUGAAUGAAUGAAUUUCCUAAGGUGGGGGGGGGCGGUGAGAGGGCAAGGCCGAGAGCGCGUGCCCAACUCUCGCGGGACUGACCUGUUGGCGGCCGUUAGAGAAGGGGCGGGGCCGGCCUCCUCCUCCCAUUGGCUGCCGGCCCUGGAGGGGGCGGGACCGGGCGGUGCUCUGCCGGUGAGUGGCGGGAGCCUCGACCAAUCGCAGGUGAGUUUCUCGGUGGGCGGGGCCGCCGCCCUUCUCUUCCCUCCCCGUCGCUUGGGGCGCCGACUUGUGGCCGCGGGCGGUAAGAGCGCUCUGGGGGUGGGGUAAGGGUCAAAGGUGGAUCACCGACGGGCACAGACAUUCCAGACGCAGGAGGCUCAUUACGUGUUUAUUUUGUUCUACUAUCGAAUUUCUUUUUAUUAAAUUAAUAGAAAAAAAAAUCUCUGUAAAUCUCUGUACAUCCGGCAGCCCGGA
This is a messenger RNA of Tachyglossus aculeatus (Australian echidna), 2415 nucleotides long. RefSeq names its product family with sequence similarity 131 member A (gene FAM131A). The record is from RefSeq and is a predicted model, not a curated record. The transcript has 8 exons. NCBI's taxonomy places the organism in Eukaryota, Metazoa, Chordata, Mammalia, Monotremata, Tachyglossidae. Bases 436 to 1290 code for a protein of 284 amino acids.